AACCCAAUUAUUUGGAGUCAGCUAAUCGUGGUCAGUCAGUCACCACAGAGCCUUCGAGACCAGAAGUCAGAGACAAAAGCAAUUUAAAGCUACAAUUUGUACAUUCAUAUGAUGCCAAGGAGGCUAUCCAAGACACUCUGCUUUCCGAGACCACCGUCAAGUGUCCACGAUCACGCCAGCGCAAGCUCUCUUCGCUCAGCCUAGACGAAGCUGCAGUGGAAUUUGAAGCGGUAACUCGGCGGAUAUCAGCAAGCUCCGAUCCGGAGCUAUGUUUUUCAGCUUCUGACAAUGAACUUGAGUCAGGGGCACUUCGAAGGCCUAUCGGCAUUUCGUCGAUAUUUGAUCCUAAGCGUAUAAAUUCGAUCUACUGCCUCAGUUGCCUUGACAUAGAUGAUUUGAGUUCUAACAUAGGAGCUGGAGUGGACAAUAUAGGUCGCGAUUUUACAGAGGAACACUUGAUCAGAAAUGAUGCAAAAGUCAACCAAGAGACAUCUGGCUCGAAGCCAUCUGCUUUAGGCAUAAAAUCUACAUCUCCACAAGAGCCAUCUAUUCCAGAUACCGGUGGUUUAGAUAGCAUCCUGGCUCUUGAAGAUGCUCGUCUUUCAACUGCUUCUUGGAUAGACGAAAUACAUAUUAAGUGGUUUAUUAAGGCUUUGCAUUCGGGCCAUAGAGUUUUACACACGUCUCCUGUGUGUUCGUCAACCAAUGCUAGUAAUACAUCCUACGGUAGCCGUUCCGCAGUGGAGGCAAUUGAUGAAAUCCAUUUUUUUCUCUUUCUGCUGGACCAGCUUCCAGAAAUCCCCAAUUUUCCUCAGAUCUCCAAUUUUAUCAGUUCGGAAGCCAAUGUGAAGAAUUAUCGUCUUGAUGAAGAAGAAAUCUUGCUAGCCGACCUCGACAAUCUGACAAAUCGUUACCGAACAAUCGCCAUUCAGCCAGCUAGCUGUUCAGAUGAACAAUAUUCUACUAAUCUUCCAAAUGAAAACCAAUUUACUUCUCAAUUUUUUGCCACCUCCAUGAAACCAGACUAUGCCUAUAGGACUUCUUCUCUUCGAAACGACAAGGAGGAAGACAAUGAAGUGAUAAGCAUGCUGCAUCCCUCCCAUUCUUCCACAACAGAUCACGCAUUUUACCCUACCAUCAAUUCACCCGCCCUCCUACAAAACACCACUUUUUUACCAUCGUUACCAUCUUCACCAAUUUUAGAACCUUCAAUUGUCAAAAAAGCCUUAAAUCACGAUAGUAGCCUUUCUCUGUCCCAGCAUCUUAGCCAAUGGAGGCCGCUUAACUCGAGCUUUUUGCUACAGUCAACUUGCCCACAGGCCCCGCUAGCUGGAAGUCACGUUCUCGAAACCUUGCUUUACUCAAGAAAUAUGGCUAUCCUGCCUUCUAGCAAUAGUUGCUCUCCUGCUAAGGAGCCAACAUUGAUCAAGUUGCCCACCCUGGGUAUGUAUGUUGGACGAAAUAUUCUUUCUUAUGUUGUUAAACUCUUUAUUUGA
Messenger RNA from Protopolystoma xenopodis, 1496 nucleotides. The record is from the annotation of a GenBank genome assembly. NCBI's taxonomy places the organism in Eukaryota, Metazoa, Platyhelminthes, Monogenea, Polystomatidea, Polystomatidae.